UUAUCUUUUCUCAACCACAAUUUCUUCGUUCGGCCAAAAUAUGUGCCGCAUCAUUGGCUUCCUAAUUCAUCCAUCUUGAGCAGAACCUCUACAUUUGAGACCGAAACAUUUUCUCAAGCACGGCGAAGAACAAUUCCGAGUUGAUGAUUCAGAGCUUUCAUCAGAUGGCAAGUCUGUUAUCAGUUAAACUCUCUUCCUCCAAUUUUUUACUGUGGAAAUCACAGAUUUAUCCCCUCAUUCGUAGUGCACAUCUUCUUCAUCACAUAGAAGAAGAUGCACCUACAAAAAUGAUUUUAAAAGGAGAUAAGGAGGAAGAAAAUCCAGAAUAUACAAUAUGGAUUAAUAAUGAUGGACUCCUUACCAGCUGGCUCUUAGGAACUAUGGCGGAGGAAGUUCUUGGCUUGGUUAUUGGAUGCAACAAUGUAAGAGAAAUAUGGAAAUGUCUAGAUGAACAUUUCUUUGAUUCUACCAAAGAGAAAGAAAUGCAUCUAAAGAACCAGCUAGCAGUUCUGAAGGGAAAUCAACCUUUAGAUGAAUUUAUUAGAAAAUUCAAACACUCAUGUGAUUGUCUUGCAGCAAUACAACAACCUUUAGAUGAUGUUGAUAAAGUUUUUCAAUUAUCGAGAGUCCUAGGAUCCCGUUAUAGAACUUAUAACUUAGUUGUUCUAUCAAAGCCACCAUAUCCUACCUUUAAUGAAUAUAUCAUGGGGCUGAAAGGAUUUGAACAGCAACUAGCUCUAGAAGAUGAAGAGGAGAAAGCCAAAGCACCAAAUUAUGCUCAAGCCUUCAUUGCCCAAAGAGGAAGAGGAGGUUGUGGCAGGAACAAUGGAGGACACAAUUUCAAUUCAAGAGGAAGAGGAUUUGUUCAAUCUGGAACCUAUAAUAACCAGGGUGGUUGAAACAACAGAAACUUCUUCACAAAUAAUACUCCACAAUCUCA
Messenger RNA from Ananas comosus (pineapple), 940 nucleotides. RefSeq lists its product as uncharacterized. NCBI's taxonomy places the organism in Eukaryota, Viridiplantae, Streptophyta, Magnoliopsida, Poales, Bromeliaceae. The transcript is spliced from 2 exons. Bases 144 to 899 code for a protein of 251 amino acids. The record is from RefSeq and is a predicted model, not a curated record.